Molecule: messenger RNA, 1260 nt
Organism: Colletotrichum karsti
Lineage: Eukaryota; Fungi; Ascomycota; Sordariomycetes; Glomerellales; Glomerellaceae
Product: ran gtpase activating protein 1
Exons: 2
Coding region: 1-1260 (419 amino acids)
Biological process (GO): nucleocytoplasmic transport; activation of GTPase activity
Cellular component (GO): cytosol; perinuclear region of cytoplasm; nucleus
Molecular function (GO): GTPase activator activity; small GTPase binding
Source: RefSeq, a predicted model, not a curated record
AUGGCGACUACGCGCAAGGUGUUCUCCCUCGAGGGAAAGGCUCUCAAGCUCGACACCGCGGCCGACCUCGAGCCCCAUAUCGCCGACUUGCGCUCGACUGACGUGGAGGAGGUCAAGUUUCUGGGAAACACUCUGGGAGUCGGCGCUUGCAAGCUUCUUGGGGAGGUCUUAGCCACCAAGAAGAACCUUCAGUCCGCUGACCUUUCCGACAUCUUUACCGGCCGCCUCCUGAGCGAAAUUCCCGAGGCGCUCUCCUCCCUCCUCACCUCCAUUUUGAACCUCCCCAAGCUCAACACGAUCAACCUCAACGACAAUGCCUUCGGCAUCAACACCCAAGCUCCCGUCGUCGCUUUCCUGGCAGCUCACGUGCCCCUCCAGCACCUUUACCUGAACAACAACGGUCUCGGCCCCCACGCUGGUAUUCUGGUCGCGGAUGCGCUUUCUGAGCUGCACGCGAAGAAGGAGGCGGCCAGAAAAGAAGGAAAGGAGGUCCCAGACCUUGAGACCGUUAUUUGCGGCCGCAACCGUCUGGAGAACGGCAGUAUGCAGGCCUGGGCCAAGGCCUUCAGCCUCCACAACAAGAUCAAGGAGAUCAAGAUGGUCCAGAACGGCAUUCGCCAGGAGGGUAUCAGCCACCUCAUCAGCCAGGGCCUGAAUCACGCAACUGAGCUGCGCGUUCUUGAUCUCCAGGACAACACCUUCACCAUGUCUGGUGCCAAGGCCGUUGCCAGCGUGCUCCCCACCUGGUCGCACCUGCAGGAGCUCGGUCUGAACGAUGCCUACCUCACUCCCAAGGGCACUGUUCUCGUUGCCAAGGCUCUUGGUAAGGGCAAGCAGGGCAAGCUCGAGAUCCUCCGCCUGCAAUUCAACGAUAUCACGCCCAAGGCUCUCACCAGCAUCGCUAGUGCUGCCGCGGAAUCCCUGCCUGCGCUGAAGAAGGUUGAGCUCAACGGCAACAAGUUCGAGGAGGAAGACCCGUCUGUUGUUGCGAUCCGCGAGCUCCUCGAGGCACGUAAGGAGAAGGACGGCGGCGAUGUGAUCGACGAGGAUGCUUGGGGUCUCGACAGCCUCAGCGACCUCGAGGGAGAAGACUCCGACGAGGAAGAGGAGGAGUCCGAGGAAGAAGAGGAGCUCGAGCCCGAGAAGAGAGCCGAGAUCCUUGUCAAGGAGGCCGAGGAGGCUCAAGAGGAGCCCACCGUCCAGCUCAAGGACAAGGAGGUGGACGAACUGGCCAAGAAGCUGGAGAAGACCGGUAUUUAA